AUGGCGGAAGAUGACAACCCGCUGAUCAAGGCGUUGCCACCAGCCUCUGACUACUACACAUACCUCACGAUCAUCGAGUACAACCUAACGCCCGAGAAUCUGCCUGUGCUGCAUAAAGUACUCCAAGAUGAACAACUCACCACUAACAUUGGCUGGGAUCUAGUCCAUCUGCUCGUUCCCCUCUUACCUGAGUCGGAGGAAUGUCUGAAAGACAUAGCACGACUCGGCAACCCACGAGAAGUCAUCUUGAAGGUGACAGAGAGUUUGCGCCUCAUCGAAUAUGAUGGAAUUGAGGAAGAUGAACCUCAAUCUGACGAGGGAGAGGACGGCAGUGCGGACGAGAUCAGAUCAAAGGCCGACAAUACGACAUAUCCACUCAAGACUGCUGCGACAACAGCAGGCGGCAGCCCUGCUGCGAUGGUAGAAGUGCCACCUCCACUUCCUCUACCGGUGAACCAAUUCGUUGCACUGCUUUCAAUGCUGGCAGUGCUUCAUCCUCGGAUCAAGACGAAGUACCCAACGAGAUUCCUGAGCGCGACCUUACAAGCUAUCUUGGCCAGCUUCUCGAAUGCGCCAGCUGGGAAGCACAGAGAGGAGAUGGUGGUGGCAAUCGUCAAGACCGUCAAGUCUGUCACUGGUAUUCAACGACCUACUUUACCUAGCAGGAAGAGUAGUGGUAUGCUGCCUUCUAGUGUAGCAAGAGGCAGUGCGCCAGCGGCAGACCCAGAAGGAUCGGCAGUCUCAGACAAGAGCCUCGAAGAGAGCGAAAUGCAGACAAAGCUGCUGCAAGCAUUUGUCACCCACGUUCUCGAAGAGUACAUGCUCAACUUCUCUUCAUACGACGGCGUACCAGGUAUGGCGUGGUGCAGUCGGAUUAUGGAGAAGGUCCACCCUGAGCGCAGCAUACCCGAUGCCGCCACUUUCAAGGAUCGCUUCGCCAACGAGGAGAGACUACAUCGGCGGAUAGAUGCAGUCGGACAGCUCGCAAACCUGGCUCAGGAUCUUCAUAUUACGGAUGAGCAGUUGCUCGAGGCCGCUAUCACAGUCGAGAAAUCUGCAGAAGGAGAUGCUGGUGAUGAGAUUGAGCCGCCUGCGAAUGCAAAGGAUAUACCACUAUCACGACUCGGGUCGCUCAUGCUGUAUGCUGCUCGCGAAGUGUCCACAAUCUUGUACGACCGACCACGUGCAUCAAGUCCGGCAUUCGAGCUCUUCCCAGAUCAUCAAGAACUUCUCAAGCAUUGUCUAGCACCAGCAGACAUGGGUACAGGGCAGCUAGGUACAGAGCCAGAAGCACUCAUCGAUGCAAUGCUCUCGCUCGGUCUCGUCUGUCUGGAACGAGACGAUGUCGGCGAUCCAGGCACCGACGAGCAGUUCAACGAGUAUCUGCAAGUCAUCGCUCUGCUCUCAUCGAACUGCCCGAAUCCAAACCUACGAGGCCAUGCUCACUACCUCACCACAACAGUCCUCCGCUCGCAACCAGACGAGCAAGUCCGUCUAUCCUUCAUCCGCGACACACUCGAGCACUGUCCAUUCGAGAACCUCAAAGUCUCCGCAGUCGGCUGGAUCAAAGGCGAGACAAUCGAAGCAAGCCCACCAACCCCCAUCGCAGGCCACUCACAUCCCCACGAAAACGAAAACUCGAACGUAACAACAACCUCCAUCUUCGCCAAACCCCUCGCCCUCGACAGCCUAGCACCCUACCUCUUCCCCUCCCUCCACGCAGAUCUCCUCACAGCCCCCAUCCGCGACGCCUGGAUGACGUUCCAAACCAACAUCUCCUUCUACCUCGCAUCUCUGAACUUCCUCUAUCUCCUGCUCCAGGCGAAGCAUAUCCACGGCAGUCUGGACGUUCAGGAUCUUUGGACGAACAACGAUGUUGCGGGGAGUUUCUUGCAGCCGCUUAGGGAUGCCAAGAAGAGGUUUUUGCAGGAGAUGGAAAGUGGGUGUGCGUUGAGGGAUGAGAAGAGUCCUGAGGCUGUGGCGGAGUUGGGGCUGUUGGAGGAGACGGUUGAGAGGGUUACGAGGGCGGUGGUGGGUUUGAAUCAGGGUUGA
Fulvia fulva is the source of this 2052-nucleotide messenger RNA. RefSeq lists its product as uncharacterized. Gene Ontology annotation, biological process: cellular response to oxidative stress. NCBI's taxonomy places the organism in Eukaryota, Fungi, Ascomycota, Dothideomycetes, Mycosphaerellales, Mycosphaerellaceae. Gene Ontology annotation, cellular component: cytoplasm. The coding region runs from base 1 to 2052 and encodes 683 amino acids. The record is from RefSeq and is a predicted model, not a curated record. The transcript has a single exon.